Molecule: messenger RNA, 2640 nt
Organism: Canis lupus familiaris (dog)
Lineage: Eukaryota; Metazoa; Chordata; Mammalia; Carnivora; Canidae
Product: bone morphogenetic protein 8B
Exons: 7
Coding region: 1-1209 (402 amino acids)
Biological process (GO): SMAD protein signal transduction
Cellular component (GO): extracellular region
Molecular function (GO): cytokine activity; growth factor activity
Source: RefSeq, a predicted model, not a curated record
AUGGCCGCGCGCCCCGGGCCGCUGUGGCUCGUGGGCCUGGCGCUGUGCGCGCUGAGCGGCGGCGGCCCCGGCCCGCGCCCCCCGGCCGGCUGCCCGGCCCGCCGCCUGGGCCCGCGCGAGCGCCGCGACAUGCAGCGCGAGAUCCUGGCGGUGCUCGGGCUGCCCGGGCGGCCCCGGCCCCGCGCCCCGCCCGCCGCCGCCCGGCUGCCGGCGUCGGCGCCGCUCUUCAUGCUGGGCCUGUACCGCGCCAUGGCCCGCGACGACCACGAGGACGGCGGCCCCCCCGCGCGGCGCCCGGGCCGCGCCGACCUGGUCAUGAGCUUCGUCAACGUGGUGGAGCGUGACCGCACCCUGGGCCACCAGGAGCCCCACUGGAAGGAGUUCCACUUUGACCUGACCCAGAUCCCGGAGGGGGAGGCAGUCACGGCCGCUGAGUUCCGGAUUUACAAGCUGGCCAGCACCCACCUGCUCAACAGGACUCUGCACGUCAGCACGUUCGAGGUGGUCAGGGAGCAGUCCAACAGGGAGUCUGACUUGUUCUUUUUGGAUCUUCAGACGCUCCGAGCUGGGGACGAGGGCUGGCUGGUGUUGGACGUGACAGCAGCCAGUGGCCGCUGGUUGUUGGGCCGGAACAAGGACCUGGGGCUCCGCCUCUAUGUGGAAACGGAAGAUGGGCGCAGCGUGGAUCCUGGCCUGGCCGGUCUGCUGGGGCGACGGGCGCCGCGCUCCAAGCAGCCUUUCCUGGUCACUUUUUUCAGGGCGAGCCCCGGUCCCGUCCGCGCCCCUCGGGCAGCGAGGCCCCUGAAGAGGAGGCCGCCGAAGAAAAGCAACGAGCUGCCGCACCCGAACCGCCUCCCAGGGAUCUUCGAUGACGUUCAUGGCACCGAUGGCCGGCAGGUGUGCCGGCGGCACGAGCUCUACGUCAGCUUCCAGGACCUGGGCUGGCUGGAUUGGGUCAUCGCCCCCCAGGGCUACUCAGCCUAUUACUGUGAGGGCGAGUGCUCCUUCCCGCUGGACUCGUGCAUGAACGCCACCAACCACGCCAUCCUGCAGUCCCUGGUGCACCUGAUGAAGCCGGAUGCGGUCCCCAAGGCGUGCUGUGCCCCCACCAAGCUGAGCGCCACCUCCGUGCUCUACUACGACAGCAGCAACAACGUCAUCCUGCGCAAGCACCGCAACAUGGUGGUCAGGGCGUGCGGCUGCCACUGAGGCCCUGCCCCCCUCUCCUGCAGGCAGGAACACUCACAAGCCACCAUUGCUCGGGGAGGGGGUGCGGGGAGGGCAGGGAGGGCCACAUAUGCCUGCCGGGGUGCCCUGCCCCAGCCCUGGGGUUCUGGUAGACUGGCCGGCCCAGCCUCACAGGCCUGAAGGAUGCAGCACUGCUGCCCACGCGGUGCCGCUUUGACAUCCCGUCUUAGGACGUGUCCUUGGCCAUCCCCAGCCUGCGCUGCAGGUGACCCCGGCCCAAGGGUGACCAGCUGGGCUCUGAGCAGGGCUCCUGCCUUCAGCACAGCGAGUACUGGGCUCCUAACGUGGCACAUUCGUUGGCCACCCACCAGGCCACUGCAGCACCUACUUGCCUUCCCUCCUUGGGGAAGAGGCGUAAGCACCCCCCACCCCACAAACAACCUUGGGGCACCCAGUUCCCGCCAGCUUCUCCACCCUGAGAGACGCCACUCUUAGAGCCAAGGCAGUGGUUGCGGCGGCCCCAACCGGCGCCAUCAGUACCCGGCCCGGUGUGCCUCCCACUGACCCCAGAUGGGCCCUCGGAACCGUCAGCACAUGACCCCACACACCCACCGGCCGCUCAGAGUUAAGAUGAAGCCCGUUUCUCGGGGCCCCUGCAGGCUGGGCAGGGGGAGCUGCGGGGGAGCCCCCAGAGGUAGAAUAGGCCGCUGCUGCCGUGCCCCACUGUGCCCAGGAGCCCAGACCUGCGAGCGAGAGCAGCCCGUGUCCCAGGGCGCGACAGGCAGUAAUUAGGGGCCCGGGCAGGGCGCUCCCUGAAACUGCUGCUCUCUUCAGAGCCGCAGCCAAGCCUGUACCGCCCGCCAGGCCCAGCAGAGGUGGGAGCACCGUGCCCCGGGGCGCAUCCCCAGUCACCCUGCCCCCCGAGGAGGGGACCCGGGUGUGGAGGCCGGGCCCUGUUGGGGGACAGCCAGUGCCGAGGAUCGCAGAGGGUGGGCCCGGACUGGGUGCAGGGGGCCUGGACCGUGGCCUGGCAGUGACCCGAGCGCAGUGCGCCCGGACUCUGGAGACCUGGGUUCUGUCUGGUUCCCCCGCAGCCUCUGACCCGUGUGCUGCCCGACGAGUCCUUCUCGGGGUCAAGCUUCGGUCUCCCCUGCUCCCGGCAGAGCCGACACCCAGCCCGGGUGCCCAGCUGCCGCUUCGGGACCUUAGUGACCAGCGGUUGCCUCCCAACACCAAGGGCAGCGAAGGCCUGGGAACCUCUGACCUGCACUUGGGCUCUUGGACGCCCAGCGUGUAGCCUGCACGCUGGGGCUGGGGGCCCUGCCCGGUGUGCCCCAGGGUGCGUGAGGAUGGCCAUCUGGAUCCCCUGCCGCACCGUAGCUGACUUCUGGAGCCCGCGGCCGUGCAGGUGACCACCAGACCGAACCCCAACCGAGAAGGCCGCGUCAUCAG